CAGCAUCCUCUGUCCACUGUUUCUUACUCUCAAUUCUUACUUCUUACUUCUCUUAAGCUUAUCUGGUUGUCUUUUAGCUCGCUUUUCUUCCUUCCUGGUGUCUUUUUCCCCAAUCUCCACAACGAAUUUUCUUUUCCCUUCUCAUAUCCACAUACCCCAUCACUCACCAUGACUAACUGCACCACCGAUUGGAGCAACGUCACGCUCGCUACUUUCAACCAGACUCUACUCAAUGAUACCUCAUUGUGUACGAAAUGCACCUGUCCUCUCGUCCUGGACGGCGAGCAGCUGUCAUGGGUGCGAUACUACCCGAAUCUGGCGGGCAACGUCCUCUACGCAGCUCUCUUCGGCCUCUUUCUCGUGAUGCAGCUUUUCCUCGGCAUUCAGCGCAAGACGCGUGGAUACAUGAUCGGCAUGACCCUUGGAUUGAUUCUUGAAGUCUUGGGCUAUGUCGGACGCAUUCUCCUCCGCUACUCGAUGUUCGAAUUCUCGUGGUUCUUGAUGUACCUCGUUCCCCUCACCAUCGCCCCGGCUUUCAUCUCCGCCGCUAUCUAUUUGACUCUGUCGCGGAUUAUCACAAUUUACGGUGCUGAGCACGCCCGCUUCCGCCCGCAGGUCUACACCUACAUCUUCAUCACGUUCGACAUCAUCGCCCUGCUGCUGCAAGCCGUGGGUGGUGCCGUCGCCUCCAUCGCCGACGCCUACUCGUCCAUGCAGGACCAGGGUGUGCACGUCAUGGUUGGUGGCCUUGCGUGGCAGGUGGUGUCUCUGUUCAUCUUCUCGUGCCUGGCUCUGGAUUUCUAUCUACGUGUGAACCGUGCUAGCCGCAAAGGAGUCCCGCUCAACCCGGCGUUUGACUCUCUCCGCGCCCAGCGAUCCUUCGAGCCCUGGUUCAUUGUCUCCCUGUCUCUGGCCGUCCUUUUCAUCUUUGUGAGGAGUGUGUUCCGGUGUGCUGAGCUACAGGGUGGAUUUGGCGGCGAGUUGGCCAAUGAGGAGAUUACAUUCAUGGUGCUGGAGGGAGCGAUGAUGGUGCUGGCUUGCGGGUUGUUGACAUUCUUCCAUCCCGGCUUGAUUUUGGGGGCUAGGGAGUGGGCGUUGGCUAAGUGGAGUCGCGGCGGUAAGGGGGCUUAGAUUAGAUUAUUUUCUUUGGAUGCGGCUCACGGCUGGGGAUUGGGUGGGGGAAUGUGACCGGGUGUGAUGUGAUGAGGUGGUUUACGUGGAAGAGAUUUGUUUGCUUCCUUGCGUUCUUGCUUACGGGUAUUAGGCUUAGGCUUGGCUGGGCUUGGCUUGGGUUUAGGUUAAUUAUUUUGGUUUUGUUUAUCAGCCUUGCAGGUUGUUUGUGGGAAGGGGAUGAGUGAAUGACAGCUCAGAACCGAGUGUCAUGUUAAGGGCUAGACCCACUCAUGGGAAGAGAUACCUUUUUGAUUUUGUUGUAUUCACUAUUAGACUUGGAAUCUGGUUAAAAAAGAUACCUGCGUUGAG
Molecule: messenger RNA, 1482 nt
Organism: Aspergillus vadensis CBS 113365
Lineage: Eukaryota; Fungi; Ascomycota; Eurotiomycetes; Eurotiales; Aspergillaceae
Product: RTA1 domain-containing protein
Exons: 2
Coding region: 169-1131 (320 amino acids)
Cellular component (GO): plasma membrane; fungal-type vacuole
Source: RefSeq, a predicted model, not a curated record